Molecule: messenger RNA, 1755 nt
Organism: Phlebotomus argentipes
Lineage: Eukaryota; Metazoa; Arthropoda; Insecta; Diptera; Psychodidae
Product: alkaline phosphatase-like
Exons: 2
Coding region: 1-1653 (550 amino acids)
Biological process (GO): dephosphorylation
Molecular function (GO): alkaline phosphatase activity
Source: RefSeq, a predicted model, not a curated record
AUGUUUGCGCGAUUUCUUGUGGUUUUCUGUCUCGUCUUGGCUGCCAAUGCGGCUUCUGUGGCACAGCGAAAGGAGUGCUCAAGGAGCCCAUCGAGUCCAGGAUGUGACGACAGAAGACAGCAUCCCAGAAUGCCGGAAGAUGGCAUCAAAUCCACCGCUGAUGGUGCAGAACAAACUCAAGAUCACUGGAAGGAAAUCGCCAAGGCUUUCGUGUCCGAUCAAAUCAAGAGGACACCGAAUGUGAACAAGGCGAAGAACGUGAUCUUCUUCCUGGGCGACGGAAUGGGCAUCUCCACCAUCACGGCGUCCAGGAUGCUUCUCGGCGGUGAGGAGCAGAAGCUCUCCUUCGAGAAGUUUCCCUACACGGGCUCAUCAAUGACUUACUGCCUCAACAGACCCGUUCCCGAUUCCGCCAGCACCUCCACAGCCUACCUGACCGGCGUCAAGGCUAACUACGGGACGGUGGGAGUGAGUGGACAGGUGGCCAGGUAUCACUGCACCAACGGAAUCAAUCCCGAGACGCACACAACGUCGCUGGCGAAGCUCGCCCAGAUGCACGGCAAAUCCACGGGAUUCGUGACCAACACGCGCGUCACGCACGCCUCGCCUGCCGGUCUGUUUGGCCACUCCUCGAGCAGAGGCUUCGAGGACGACGCCGAGAUCCUCAGCCGAGGCUGCGAUCCUGACCUCAUGGACGACUUGACGGAGCAAUUGGUGCACGGCGACGUCGGAAGACACUUCAAAGUCAUCAUGGGCGGCGGACGUCGUCACUUCCGCAACACCACAGUUGCCGACGAGGAGGGCAGAAGCGGACGUCGCACGGACGGCAGGGACUUGGUGGAAGAGUGGCUGGCCGAUCCCAGCAAGGAGAACAAGAAGUUCGUGUGGAACCGCGAAGAACUGCUCAACAUCGACCCAGAAGAGACGGAUCACGUUCUGGGCCUCUUCGAGCACACGCACAUGCUUUACCACUUGGAGGCCAUUGCCCGAAACAGGACAGACACCGAACCGACAAUUGGCGAGAUGACUCUCAAGGCGCUGGAGAUCGUGAGCAAGAAUCCCAAUGGAUUCUUCCUGUUCGUGGAAGGCGGAAGGAUUGAUUUGGCGCAUCACAGCAACAGAGCGAGGGCAGCUUUCGAUGAGACGAUUGAGUUCCACAAGACCAUCGAAAUGGCCAGGAAAAUGUUCAGCGAGGAAGACACUCUGAUCGUCGUCACGGCAGAUCACAGUCAUGUCAAUUCAUUCGCAGGAUAUCCAGUAAGAUUGAAAGCCUCUCAAAUCUUAAUGGCUUCUUUCUCUUCCCAGAACCGCAAACACGACAUUUUCGGCCAUGUUGGCAACGCCAACGACGGCAAGCCUUACUUCACGAUCAGCUACGGCAACGGGCCUCACUACGGAGAUCACGUCGUGCAGGGCGUCGGUCGUGUGGAUCCCAGCACGAUGGACACCAGCGCCUGGAACUUCGGCUUCCCCAGCCUGGCGCCGAUGGACACGGAGACGCACGGCGGCGAGGACGUUCCCGUGUACGCUUCUGGGCCUUGGGCGCACCUGUUCACAGGAACGUACGAGCAGAACGUCAUCCCUCACCUCGUGGCUUUCGCCGCAGAUUACAUCGAAGACGGAUGGCUGUCUAAGGCCGAUGUCGGCCUGUAAAUCACCCUCAAGUACCCCUUCGAGAAAUCCCCCAGCAUCGCAUGAUAGGGUUUUGUAAUCGCGCUGGUUGCGAAACUGAAAGAAUUAUUGAAUCAAUAAAGU